CGGUGUUGUCCACCCUGCGCUUAGGCUCUCUGCCACGCGUGUGGUGGAUACCCACAGGUCCUCUUGGUCUGUUGCCCAUCCACGCUGCCGUUCCUGCCAAUCCUGACGAGCCUGGCGCACCCGACCUCAUUACCUCGUCGUAUUUGGUUUUUGCUGCAGAGUCUCGUGUGGUGCUACCGCAACAUACGCGAUCAUAAUCCUGCCAAGCCACGGCGCGUGCUUAUGGUAGCCCAGCCCAAGGUGGACAACUUUGUAGCGCUCCCCUCCGUUCAAGAGGAACUCACGGGCAUGCGCCAAGCUCUGCCUGAGGACAAGCUCAUUGUUCUCGAAGGCGAAAGAGCAAACCUGGUCAAUGUGACACGCGCGCUGGGAAAGGCGACCUGGAUUCACUUCGCCUGCCACGGCCAUCAAGAGCAAGGCAAUCCGCUCGAAAGCUGCUUGGUUCUUUCAGACGGAAAGCUCAUGAUAGACAGCAUGAUCGCGAACCGGUUCGAGAACGCCGAUUCGUUCGCUUUCCUCUCCGCGUGUCAUACCGCACGCGGAUUACCCGAGCUUCCGGACGAGAUGCUGCACAUCACUGCUGCUCUCCAGUGCGCGGGAUUCGGUGCGGUCGUCGGCUCGGCAUGGGCAAUAGCGGACAAGGACGCGCCAUCUGUGGCGAGCAGGUUCUAUCGGUACUUGAUGAAUCAGGGAGGAGAGCUGGAUCCGACCAAAACAGCGGAUGCGCUGAGAGUCGCCAUCACCGCGCUCCGCAGGUCUGGAGUGCCUGCACAUCGGUGGGCACCGUUCCUGCACGUCGGCAUAUAAUUCGGUCCACAUCGUACGUAUACAUUGCACAUUUGGAUACCGUGGCUGCCGUCUCCAUCGCGAC
Molecule: messenger RNA, 871 nt
Organism: Dacryopinax primogenitus
Lineage: Eukaryota; Fungi; Basidiomycota; Dacrymycetes; Dacrymycetales; Dacrymycetaceae
Exons: 2
Coding region: 223-807 (194 amino acids)
Source: RefSeq, a predicted model, not a curated record